Botrytis fragariae is the source of this 1911-nucleotide messenger RNA. RefSeq lists its product as uncharacterized. The coding region runs from base 1 to 1911 and encodes 636 amino acids. Lineage: Eukaryota; Fungi; Ascomycota; Leotiomycetes; Helotiales; Sclerotiniaceae. The record is from RefSeq and is a predicted model, not a curated record. The transcript is spliced from 2 exons.
AUGGCAAAUGAUUGGAAAUUCCGCUCUCGAAUGCCCACCACCUCCAUCGCUCAAAUACAAAUCCCUCCCGGUCCACUCCGACGCAUCAGCAAGCGUAAGCAUGCUACCCGCGUAUCAACCAGCGAUGGAUGCAAAGAAUCCAGCAUCAUCAACGAGCUGCGAAAGAAAUAUGAAAUCGACCUCGAGCACCCUCCUCGCUAUCCUCCCCAGUUCACUCUUCCUCAACCACCUAUCCCUCGCCCAGAAUCUGAUAAGUUGAAUAGCAAAAUAAGAAGUGAGAUGGAAAGAAGACAGUUCGCACCAAUGUCCCCUAAUUGGGUUUGGAGGGUCUUGACAGAAAUGUACAAAGUGGAUGAGAAAAAAUGGGGAAAAUGGGCAGUCGAUUUGGAUGGUAUGAAACUGGCGAAAGGUGAUUGGAGGUAUUUAUUGAAGGUUCACUAUCGUACAUGGUCCGAGAACGGUGCAAUGGAAGAGUACGAGCUUGGCCAUGUAACAAACACUAUUGCUGAUUUGUAUAUUUACAUGGCUUGCGAUUACAGAAACAGAGCAAUAGCAAGAACACUCAAGAGUGGCGACCUAGCUGGUGAUACACCAACCAAACAAAAAGUCAGCUCGAUAAUCAUUGAUUCUAACAAGUUGUAUUGGGAUAAAAAUAAAGGUGGCAUCGUGAAGGAAGGAGAAGAUGAAAAUGGGGAGGAUAUUCGUCGCAUAGUAGUGCAAGACUUUCCCAAAGCUUGGGAAAAGACCAUGGAGGCAUUGGCACAAUAUGAUGAUGAAACUUUUGCGAAUCUUGACUACAUUGUGAUUCCACACGAGUAUAACGCGUUCCAUACGCAAUGCUUGGGAAUAGCACCAAAGCAGAGGUUUGUCUUCCAUAUCGACAACUCCGGUCUCUCGCAAGCCAGAUUUGAAAGUUCAUUAGAUGAUAAGUACGGAGCUUACUAUCAUUCGUUUUUUCAAAUGUCUUUACUUGAAGCUAUCAUAUAUACAAGAUUCGAUAAAGGAGAGAUUGAUACCGCCGAGUGGCCAUUGUACGGGCAAUGGUCUUACCGCACGGACCAUAGAGAUCCAGACAACAGAACGACAGACAAUAGUCCUAACGCAACUCGACAGAAUGAUACUUACAACUGCGCUCUGAAUACCAUGACCAGUGCCGUGAAUUUAAUAUUCGGAUAUGAUAUGGCUUGUUAUGUGUCUGGAAUGGAUCUCUCCCCCAUUCCUGGAUUAACAGGAAAGAGAAUAAGAGUCGCAGCGGAAUUUUUGAAUGGGGGAUUCAACUAUCCAUUCAACUAUCCAUUGUUCAAAAUUCCAACAGAGUUACAAGAGAUCAUUAUUGAUGAAACUUAUAAGCAAAAUCUUCGACCCCCUCCGACCUUGCCGCUAAGGAAUGACGGCGUAGGAAAUAUCAUGGACGAAUGGGAUGAUGAAGACACUGAGGAUAGAGUGGAUCCAGAAACAGAGGAGGAGGAAGAGAAAGCACCCCAAGAAGAAGCUCGAACAAAAGUUAAGAAAUCCACUAGGUACAAAAAGGUCAAAUGGCAUGGCCAACCCGCUUUGGAUUGGGAUCCUGGAAAGCCACAUCCGGCAGGACCAGGAUCUACAGGCGACGAUUUACCAAUACGAACUCUUUGGCCUGCUCAAAUGGAUCCUACUAGAACAGGGAAAUGUGGGAUUGUAUACCCGAUCACAAAGCCGCGCUUCUCGGAUUCAAUGUAUAAUGAUAAAUUUGAGUGCAAGAGGGCAGCCAUAUUCCAUAGAAUGGAGGGAUGGGAAUUGUGGGAGGAAAUGCCAUUAUAUAUGUUCAAGCGCUGGAUGGAGAAUGUAAUGGCAGGUAGAACCCAUGAAGAGUUGUCUCCAUGGGUGAAAGUGCUCAAGCUUGAUGGACGCGUUUUCUCCGAGACAAAAUAUUGA